GAAGGCUGUUUAAAGAAAAAUCAAAAUUUCAUUUCUGAAUUUAUAUCAAUUAAAUUUACACCAUCAAAUGAAAAUUCUUGUUAUAAAAAGAGGACAGAGGAAAUGCUGUCUGUGUGUGCAGCUGAAGCAAUACUCAAGGAAAAAUUGACUAAAAAGAAAAUAGAAUUCUUCAAUGACAACUUUAAAAAGAUAGCCUGUGCAAUCACAAAUCAAGAAAACAGUCAGGAUUGGAUGACCAUGGAGCAACUACAUGGGGCAUUAGACCAAUUGAAUACUGAACUGACAGCAAUCUUGGAGAGAGAAGCUGAAUCACAGAAGAACCAAAAUAAUUCAGAGGGACCGUGUUAUAAUUUAAAAGCACUAUUUCUUGAAAAAGAGUGCUUAAUUAAAAAAAUA
Molecule: messenger RNA, 396 nt
Organism: Staurois parvus
Lineage: Eukaryota; Metazoa; Chordata; Amphibia; Anura; Ranidae
Source: the annotation of a GenBank genome assembly